GUGUUAACUGUCUUCAAGAUAAAUAUAAUUGUCAGUGUCUCCAGGCUUUUAGUUCCCUCCUCUUUCCACACCUCCCCCUUCCUCUCCUGUUCACUUUUCACUGCCUGCUCUUAGUGCUAGAAGGCUGGUUGACUACAGAGUCGGGCUCCACAGAACAGCACUGUCAAAAGCCAGGCUGGAGGCGGUAAAGCUCCCGGAGCAACUGGAAGGCGGAGGUAGGCAAGAGAAGCUUUGAGGGCAAAGGCUUGAUUUAUAAGCAGGGGCCUUGUGCCACGCCUCCUUGGUCAUCGAAGUCAUUGCCAUGUCUGCAAAUCCUCUCCCCAUGACAGGCGCUAACAGGGACGAAUGAAGUCUCAGUAACAGAUCAGAGCAGCUUUCUCCAGAGCUGAAGCUGCUGUGCCCAGCCCAGAUGUGCAGCGGAGAAACGGCUAACUGGAGCUCUGGAGCAGGUGGCAAGGAUGGAGGCGCCUUCCCGCUGCCGGUCCCCAGUUGCUGGAGGGGCCAAUGAGACGCCGCUCAGCAGCGGCUCCCUGCUCUCCUUAGACUCCAGCGUCUUCUGCAGCGAGGGCGAAGGAGAGCCCCUGGCUCUGGGGGACAGCUUCACCAUCAACGUGGGCGGCAGCCGCUUCGUCCUGUCCCAGCAGGCGUUGUCCUGCUUCCCGCACACGCGGCUGGGCAAGCUGGCCGUGGUGGUGGCGUCCUGCCGCCACCCCGGCACCCUGGCCGCUGCCUCCAGCACUCUGGAGCUCUGCGACGACGCCAACCUGGUGGACAAUGAGUACUUCUUCGACAGGAGCUCUCAAGCUUUCCGCUACAUCCUCCACUACUACCGCACUGGCCGGCUGCACGUCAUGGAGCAGCUGUGCGCGCUCUCCUUCCUACAGGAGAUCCAGUACUGGGGCAUCGACGAGCUGAGCAUCGACUCCUGCUGUAGGGACAGGUACUUGAAAAGGAAGGAGUUGAGUGAGACAUUAGACUUCAAGGAUGAUACUGAAGACCAGGAAAGUCAACAAGAGAGUGACCAGGACUUUUCUCAAGGCCUCUGCCCUACUACUCGACAGAAGCUCUGGGAUAUUCUGGAAAAACCGGGGUCUUCCACAGCUGCCAGGAUCUUUGGAAUCAUCUCCAUCAUCUUUGUGGUCGUGUCCAUUGCCAACAUGGCCCUGAUGUCAUCUGAGCCCAGCUGGAUGGACAUGCAGCUAUUGGAGGCCCUGGAGUACCUGUGCAUUACUUGGUUCACAGUGGAGUUUGCCCUGCGCUUACUCUGCGUGAGGAAUAGGUGUGGCUUCUUGAGGAAGGUGGCAAACAUCAUUGACCUCCUGGCCAUCCUCCCCUUUUAUAUCACUCUGUUGGUGGAGAGCUUGAGUGAAGGUGAGACCACACAAGAGCUGGAAAACGUGGGGCGCAUCGUACAGGUUUUGAGGCUGCUCAGGGCUCUGCGCAUGCUAAAACUGGGCAGACAUUCAACAGGCUUGCGGUCACUAGGAAUGACACUCACUCAAUGUUAUGAAGAGGUUGGCCUGCUGCUCCUUUUUCUUUCUGUGGGCAUCUCAAUAUUUUCAACUGUGGAAUAUUUUGCAGAGCAAAGUAUGCCAGGCACAACCUUUACAAGUGUGCCCUGUGCAUGGUGGUGGGCAACAACAUCCAUGACUACUGUGGGUUAUGGUGACAUUAGGCCAGACACCACAACAGGCAAAAUUGUGGCCUUUGUGUGUAUACUAUCAGGGAUACUUGUUUUGGCCUUGCCCAUUGCUAUCAUUAAUGACCGAUUUUCUGCCUGCUAUUUCACUCUGAAACUGAAGGAAGCAGCUAUUCGACAACGUGAAGCCUUGAAGAAAUUAACAAAGAAUAUAGCCACUGACUCCUAUAUCAGUGUUAACUUGAGAGAUGUUUAUGCCCGAAGUAUCAUGGAAAUGCUCCGAUUGAAAGGCAGAGAAAGAGCAAGUACCAGAAGCAGUGGGGGAGAUGACUUCUGGUUUUGAAUCCACUUUCAGUGUAUUUUUAAAAAGCUUGUAUGUAAUCGGCAAGGCUAAUGAAGCAUCAAUGUAUGUGUCUGCUAAUGUUAAGAUGAUUAUCUUGUAGCAUUUACUGUUUUAAUUUUUUCAACUUGUUUCCUUGGUGUUUCAGAAUAUUUUGUAUCCCCAAAGGCAAACAGAAAUAUUCAGGGUGACAUGAAAGCUAUUUUUCAAUUUUGGAUCUCAAAAUAGCCAAAAUAAUACAUCAAAGUGAAACCAUCCCAAUGAGAAAUGUAUGGCAGGCUUCUAAUGUGCAGUGACAAAACUAUGACAUGGGGAGCAUUAGGGAAGUGACUAUGCCUUCAAGCUCAAUUUAUAAAGGAAAGGUAAUUAAGAAAAAAAUUUCAAGAUGCAAAAAUAUGGGUAACCAUUUACAUCCACUUAGAUUACCGUUUUUUUUUUUUCUUACUCAAUUGCAUUACCCUAGGAAAGAAAUUACUUUGUUAAUUAGUGAGAGACUGUUGCUAAUACGGACACACUCAUGGACUCAAUCCCCGAAUGGGCCAAUUAUCUUUGAACCAAGAAAAGUUGGUUUUCUGUUUGCAGAUUGAUCCUACAUCUUCAUAAAAUUCCCUGGUUAAAUAACUAGGAUGGGUAACAAAUGAGACUGGCAAGUUGCUCUGGAUGGUUAUUGUAAUGCAUCAUCCUUACUUGGGGGUUGGAUAUGGGAGAGAGGGACAUUGACAUAGCCACAAGUAUGUGGAAAACAAACUACUUACAAUGCAUUGUGAAUAUUCAGUUGACAGCUUUCCCACCUUAAGAAAUGGAAUACUUUCAUCCUAGACACUUGGUACAGUUAACUCUUGGGUUCACUCAGGGUAAUCUACUAAGGCAGUUUGCUUUAUGGUAAUCCCAGGUAGAUUUUAUACUCUAGGGGUCCUUGGUUGACUAUGAAUGUCUUUGAUUUCAUCUUGAUUCAGUGAGUAUUUUAAGAUUACAUUAUGAAAAAAUUACAAAUUCAGAAUUUUAAUUAUUAAAAGACUUUAUUUCAGUCAAUGAAAAGGGUAUAUUUGAUUAACAUCAUUAGACUCAGUAGUCAUUUAUUUAUUCAAUUAUAUUCUGCACAUUUCUCUCAUUGUCCCAGUAAAUUUUCAAUUAACAUUUUGAGGCUGACUGAAAGGCAAGAAAAAUCAGUCAUCCAUCUUGAGAAUUAACAGUACUUGGCCUGUCUUAUUAUAUAGCAUUAAUGUCCAACACUAUCAAGUUAAUAGACAGAAAAAUCAAUAAAAUAAAAUCUAUUGUCACAGGGAUAGGGAUGGACCUAUGAUUUCAUCAAUAUAGAGAUCUCCCAGGUGAGAGAGCUUCCUAUAUCACUGGAAUCAUCCCCUUUUCUGCAAUUUAUUAAAGUCUUAGUUGCCUAGAGCAUUGAUAGAUUAAGUAAUUUGCUCUGAGUCACAAGGGAAGUAUGGUUAGAGACAGGACAUAAACCUAGGCCAGCCCUCUAACCACAAUGCCACCCUGAGAUAAAUGAGAUCUAUGGAGAUUUCAUGGUGAGUGCCACACCUAUUUAUUAAUCCUGAAUCUAAGGAAAAAAUUCUAACCCAGGAAGAACAUGUAUUUGCUUCUUAAAAAAAAAAUUCAAUUUUUAAAGAUCUGGUACCAUAAUAUAUUAUUAUCUUUCCCUAAGAAAAUAAGUUAAGCUUUAAAAUAAUAAUUUUUUUCUUUUUUUUAAUUCUUUCUUUCUUUCUUUCUUUCU
This is a messenger RNA of Dromiciops gliroides (monito del monte), 3711 nucleotides long. RefSeq names its product potassium voltage-gated channel modifier subfamily V member 1 (gene KCNV1). Gene Ontology annotation, biological process: potassium ion transmembrane transport; protein homooligomerization. Gene Ontology annotation, molecular function: voltage-gated potassium channel activity; protein binding. Lineage: Eukaryota; Metazoa; Chordata; Mammalia; Microbiotheria; Microbiotheriidae. The record is from RefSeq and is a predicted model, not a curated record. Gene Ontology annotation, cellular component: membrane; voltage-gated potassium channel complex. The transcript has 4 exons. The coding region runs from base 459 to 1982 and encodes 507 amino acids.